Bactrocera neohumeralis is the source of this 1433-nucleotide messenger RNA. RefSeq names its product heat shock protein 27. Lineage: Eukaryota; Metazoa; Arthropoda; Insecta; Diptera; Tephritidae. The coding region runs from base 420 to 1154 and encodes 244 amino acids. The transcript has a single exon. The record is from RefSeq and is a predicted model, not a curated record. Gene Ontology annotation, molecular function: protein folding chaperone. Gene Ontology annotation, biological process: response to heat; protein refolding.
UUUACCUAACGACAACAUUUUUGCAUAACUAGUUAACUAGAAAGUAAAAUAAUGAAUGCUUGUUUGGCAUGAAAUUCACCUCGCAUUCCAGCGCAUAGUUUGCGAAGGCGAAGGCUUCAUUGCCAAUUGUUCAGCGCGCACUCGAUUCAGUACGAACUUGGCACGAGCCGUGAGCGGUGGUGACAACACUUUUUUUGGCGCCGCGUCCAAAAAAUUCUGGUUGUCGCUGCAUAACGGCAACCACAACUACACCAGCGAAACUAAAAUACAAAAACAGUAAAAAUCGAACGAAACGACAUCGGCAACGAUAGGAAAAUACGAUAACGACGACGACGUUCAUGCCGGCGCGCAGCGAGGCGUAAAACGUGCGAUAACAACAAAAACGAAGUACGUAAGCGAUACAGUAGGUCAACAGCAACAUGCCCAUACAUUGGGACUAUGACUGGGAUUGGCCGCACGAUCACUUCUGGCACUGGCCAUCCACGCGCCUCUGGCCUUUCGAUAGCUUCAGCUAUCAUGCAAGGUGUCCAACAUCGCGUCGCUGGAAGUCGACCUUCACACAUCACAACUACGAUGUGGAUGUGUGUGCGCGCGACUGGCAUAUGCAUCACUGGUCGGACGAUGGACCUUGGUGUCAUCGCUCGUGCUUGGCUAGUCGUGUGGCCAUCGAGACGGGCGAUGAGCCGGACAGCAAUGGCAAGGGCACCUUUAAGGUUGUCAUCGAUGUGCACCAUUUCCGCGAUGACGAGCUCGUCUUGAAGGUGCGCAACAAUGACACCGUUAUUUUGGCGGGCAAGCAAAAGGACGACCGCGGUGAGAAGAGUAAAUUCUGCAUUACACGUGAAUUUACGCGCAAAUAUAAAUUACCAAGGAAUUACGAUGCCACUUUGGCAAAAGCUACGCGUUCCACCGAUGGCGUGCUGACAAUUAUUGUACCACCACCGCCACCACUGGACGACGUGGAGCGUUUGGUGGAUAUUGAACCGACCGGCGCUUACUUCGGCACCACUGCCACAACUGCGGAGAAAGACGCCAAGGCUAUUGAGAAUGGUGCAGCGGAGAAUGUGGAAAAUGCGGAGCUGACUGAAGAAAGCGAGGCUGCUGGUGAUAAAUCAAAGAAAGCGCGUUUCGACUCCACAGAUGAGUCGAAAUGAAACGUGACGCAUGCUGCGGCAGCUCGCACUUGCGCGAAAUGGCGUGGCAACUUCAAGCAGCGCUUCAAGGCCUUUUGGUCGAGAAAACAGAAAAAUUCGCAGCAAUGUUGCAAAGGAAUGUAUUAGUGAUGAGCGGCCGCGGUGGUGUAGUGUCGAGUAAUUUUGUGAAACUUAUGUAUUUCAACUGAACAAUUUUAAGAAAAAUGUGCUUGCGUCCAACGCAGCCAAAACAUUUAACCCAAACUAUGCACAGUGUUCUUUAAAUCACUUUUGAAAAAU